Molecule: messenger RNA, 1362 nt
Organism: Exophiala bonariae
Lineage: Eukaryota; Fungi; Ascomycota; Eurotiomycetes; Chaetothyriales; Herpotrichiellaceae
Exons: 2
Coding region: 1-1362 (453 amino acids)
Biological process (GO): secondary metabolite biosynthetic process
Molecular function (GO): FAD binding
Source: RefSeq, a predicted model, not a curated record
AUGGCGCCGUCGAAAUCCUUCGAAGUGGCUAUUAUCGGCGGUGGGAUCGCCGGUGUUACUCUAGCGAUCGCUCUACAUUACCGCAACGUCCCAGUCACAAUCUACGAACAGGCACCGCAAUUUGGAGAAGUUGGCGCUGGCGUGAGCUUCAGUCCCAAUGCCGUCCAGGCGAUGAAAAGCUGUCACGAAGGUGUUUAUAAAGCCUUUGAUAAGGUCUGCACACGCAACGUCUGGCCAUCGAAGCAGAACGUGUGGUUUGACUAUCUCAACGGCUACGACAAGAAGGCCGACGGUCACCAAGAAGCGGCGUUCACAAUCACCAAUAGUUUGGGCCAGAAUGGCGUGCAUCGAGCCCGGUUUCUGGACGAGAUGGUUACGUUGAUUCCUGAGGGAAUUGCUAAGUUCGGGAAGAGGCUUGAUGACAUUACGGAGAAAGACGACGGCAAGCUGCUGAUGAAGUUCCUUGACGGAACGACGGCAGAAGCAGACGUUGUCAUUGGGUGUGACGGCAUCAAGUCACGGGUUCGCCAGCUUAUCGUCGGUGUGGACCAUCCUUCUGCAUAUCCCACCUACACGCACAAAUAUGCCUACCGAGGCCUGAUACCAAUGGAAAAGGCGGUGGAAGUCCUGGGAGAAGAGCGGGCCAAGAAUGCUUGUAUGCAUGUAAGUAUUGUCGAUGUCCCAAUCUUUCUAGACCAGGGAAAGCUAACAAUCCUGCAGAUGGGGCCGGAUGGUCACUUGUUGACCUUUGCUGUUAGCCAUGGCACUAUUUUGAACAUUGUGGCAUUCCGAACGCAAAGUGAAGAUUGGCCUGAUUAUCAAAGACUGACGAGGCGAGCUAGACGGGAAGAUGCUCUUCGGGAUUUUGCUGAUUAUGGCGCGAAUGUGAUCAAUCUGUUAAAACUGACGGAGGAAAACCUCGACGUGUGGGCAAUAUUCGAUCUAGGCGAGAAUCCUGUCCCCACAUUCUACAAAGGGCGACUGGCUAUCUCUGGAGACGCAGCACACGCCACUUCACCUCAUCAUGGCGCUGGAGCAGGACUCUGCAUCGAGGAUAGUGCCAUUCUCGCCGAACUGUUUGCAGAUGAGAACGUGAAAACACAGCAGGACCUAGAAGGUGUCUUGGCAGCUUUUGACGCUUCCAGGAGAGAGCGAGGCCAAUGGCUCGUACAAAGUAGUAGAUUCAUUGGUGAUAGCUACGAAUGGCGGGCUGAUGGUGUAGGUGACGACUUUAAGAAAAUCGAGUCUGAGAUCAUUCGGAGAAAUGGUAUUAUUUCAGAUAUCGAUAUGGGAAAGUUGAUCGCCGAGGCAAAGGCUGAUUUGAAGCAAAGGCUGUCCCUUCCUGGGAGGAGCAACUUAUGA